CGUGUAGUGUGGUGCAAAAAGUCUAGCAGAAAAUGAGUUUUCUACACGGACUUAUUAUAAUCACCAUAACGAUCCAGUUAAUAACAACUCAGGAAACGCAUACAACCAAUCAAUUUCAACAACUGAAUUCCACUGAUAGUCCCUUAAAUAUAAAUGAAUUAGAAGGCACUACGUCGACAAGCAUAAGUGGAGGAAACGAGAAAUGUUACAAAAACAACAAUACGACAAGUCUCACUCAGCUUCAACUCGUACUAUUGGAAGAGGCUUCCAUCAGGGUAGCACUGACUGAAAUUGAAGAAGGAAACUUAGAAUUUCUAUGGGACUUUCUGAAGAAUUUGAAUCCGGCCGGUGAGCCAUUAAUGGAAAAAAUCAUCAAACGAAGUGUAGAGAAGUAUUUCAGGAAAGCAUCCAUAUUAUAUUAUGGUACUGCCGGUAUUGCUGAAUUAAACAGUUGCUUUGAUAGUGGUUUCUUGAAGUUGUUAAAGUUUGUGAAUCAAUCGCCUAAUGCAAGUUGGAAACUGGUAGGAUAUCAAACGUUGUUUAAUGAAAUUACAUUUAAUACAACAACCAGUCAGAAAAUAUCACUGUUUCUAAAUCUACAACACUACAUUAGUCAAGACGAAUCAAUCAUCACAGACGCAGACUUCCAAACUUUGUUGCAUAACACAGAAUCGUCAAUAGAUGAUCUCAUUCAAUCUUUUAAGCCAAAACCCUCGUUUUUUGAUUGUGGUCCACCAAUGGUUCAUUUUGACUAUUUGAUCAAACGGAUUUGUUUAACCUAUCCAAAUAAAAUAGCGCAACUGUGGAAUGAGCUGUCGGAAAGAUAUUCGAUGGAACUACUUCUUCAGUUUGUUAUGGAAUUAGAGACGAACAAUCGAAUGAACUAUACCUCGCUGGCUAUACCGCAAAUAAAAAACGAGCUCCAGUUCUAGCUACAGUUACAGCUCCAGCUCAUCCAAUAUCAGUUAGUAAUAAAUUUUUUUGUUUCAUAGGAAUUUCAACUGUCGUCUUAGAAGUAAA
Molecule: messenger RNA, 1020 nt
Organism: Bradysia coprophila
Lineage: Eukaryota; Metazoa; Arthropoda; Insecta; Diptera; Sciaridae
Source: RefSeq, a predicted model, not a curated record